Molecule: messenger RNA, 393 nt
Organism: Arabis nemorensis
Lineage: Eukaryota; Viridiplantae; Streptophyta; Magnoliopsida; Brassicales; Brassicaceae
Source: the annotation of a GenBank genome assembly
AUGGAGUAUUAUGAAGCAGAAGAAGGCCAUUACGAGUUAAUCUCUAGUGAAGAGUAUGAUGAACAAAUCCAGAGUUUGUCCGAUGGAGAUGUUGACUAUGAAGCACCGCCGUGGCCAGGAGAUUGUUAUUCGAGAUCUGAUUUUGAGGAAGCGACAGAUGUUGAAGGAUCUAAUUCUGAAUUCGAAGAUGAAUCAGACGGUGAAGAUUUUGAACCAAAGACACCAUACUAUGAAGAAAGUGAUUCACAAUUCAGUGGAGAAGAAACCAAGCAAUAUGGUGAAGAAACUUGGCACCAUGAGAUUGAAUCUGAAGCUGAAGAAGCAUGGGAUGAAAGAACUGAUUCUGAAUUUAGUUAUGAGACUAAACCUGAGUGUGAGGGAAGUCCACAAUGA